Molecule: messenger RNA, 2185 nt
Organism: Dermatophagoides farinae (American house dust mite)
Lineage: Eukaryota; Metazoa; Arthropoda; Arachnida; Sarcoptiformes; Pyroglyphidae
Gene: Inos
Product: Inositol-3-phosphate synthase
Biological process (GO): inositol biosynthetic process; phospholipid biosynthetic process
Molecular function (GO): inositol-3-phosphate synthase activity
Source: RefSeq, a predicted model, not a curated record
AUCGUUGUUGGGAAUGGGGGUGACAUUGACGAAACUAAAAACCGUUUCAGUUUCACUUGAUGAUUUAGUAUAUAAGGUACUUGUAAUGUUUGUGUAUUAGUUUGUCAACCCACUUAUGAAUGACUUGAAUGAUUUUUAGAAUAACCAAAGAUACAGCCCACACAACUUAAUUCUUUGUUCUUCUUCUAUAAUUUAAUUUUUUUCUUCAAUAUCCUUGUUACUUACAUUCAAUUAAUUAUUCAUUACAAAAUCAAUAUAUAUCAGUUCCGGUCAUCAAACCUCUACUAAAUAUCAAUACUACUACUACGACGACAACUACUACGAUUGAUUGAUAUUACAGAAAAAAACCAAUCAUUUAUAAUUAUUAGAAAAAAAAACAAACAAAUGGCCACCAUCAACAACAACAGCAACGAAACAAUGAAGGUUAAUGUUCAAAGCCCAAAUAUUCGUUAUACAGAUGAAACAAUCGAAGCAGAUUAUGAAUAUGAUAAUGUCAAAUGUAUUCGAGAUGAAAAAACCAAUUCAAUUAAGAUCUAUCCAAUGAAAUCGGUUUUGACAUUUCGUACUGAACGUCGAAUACCACGUACAGGUUUAAUGAUGAUCGGUUGGGGUGGUAAUAAUGGUACAACGGUUACGGCUUCAAUAAUUGCCAAUAAAAAUCGUAUGUCAUUCAUGACAAAAGAUGGUGAAGUGAAAGCCAAUUAUUUUGGUAGUAUAACACAAUCAAGUACAAUAUUCUUGGGCUAUGAUGCACAUGGUAAAGAAUUAUACAUCCCGAUGAAAGAUAUAUUACCAAUGGUCGAUCCAAAUGAUUUAUUCAUUGAUGGUUGGGAUAUAUCCGGUAUGAAUCUUGCUGAUUCAAUGACAAGAGCAAAGGUGCUUGAUAUUAAUUUACAAGAACAACUUUGUCCAUAUAUGCAACAAUAUCGACCACGUCGUGCAAUCUAUGAUCUGGAUUUUAUUGCAGCCAAUCAAAAAGAACGUGCCGAUAAUGUAAUUGAAUCGAAAGAUAAAUGGUCACAAGUGGAACAGAUUCGUGCCGAUAUACGUGAUUUUAAAAAACAAAAUAAUCUCGAUACAGUCAUUGUAUUGUGGACAGCUAAUACUGAACGUUUUACUAAUGUUAUGGAUGGCAUCCAUGAUACAGCUGAUAAUUUGUUGACUGCCAUCAAACGUAAUGAAGCUGAAUUGGCACCAUCAGCUUUGUAUGCUGUUGCAGCUAUCCUUGAAAAAUCUACUUACAUUAAUGGCUCACCACAGAAUACAUUCGUACCUGGUCUAAUUGAAUUAGCUGAACGUGAACAGGUGUUCAUUGGUGGUGAUGAUUUUAAAUCUGGCCAAACAAAAUUUAAAUCCGUUCUUGUGGAUUUUCUUGUAUCGGCUGGUAUUAAACCAUGUUCAAUUGUUAGCUAUAAUCAUUUAGGCAAUAAUGAUGGCUAUAACCUGUCGGCACCGAAACAAUUUCGUAGUAAAGAAAUUUCCAAAUCAAAUGUUGUCGAUGAUAUGGUUGAAUCGAAUCAGAUACUUUAUGGACAAGGUAAACAUCAUCCUGAUCAUACAGUGGUUAUUAAAUAUGUACCAUAUGUUGGAGAUUCAAAACGUGCUAUGGAUGAAUACAUUAGUGAAUUAAUGUUGGGCGGAAAGAAUACUAUUGUCGUACAUAAUACCUGUGAGGAUUCAUUAUUAGCAUCACCAAUUAUUUUGGAUUUGGCCAUUCUUGCUGAACUUUGUCAACGUGUUACAUUCAAGAUUCAUAAUCAUAAGGAAACACAAUUUCAACGUUUCAAUUCAAUUUUAUCCAUUCUAUCCUAUUUGCUUAAAGCACCAAUCGUUGAACGUGGUGCAAAUGUUGUCAAUGCAUUAUUCAAACAACGACAAUCAAUUGAAAAUUUAUUACGUGCAUUGAUUGCAUUACCACCAGUAAAUCAAUUGAAUCUACAGGCCAAAUGUUCGGAUCGUACACAAUGGUAUGAAGAAUUGAUACAGCCAAUUCUUAAGAAUAAUGAAUUGAAUUCAACACGAAUUGCACCACCAUUCAAUGGUUUUAUGAGUGGACAUUGAAACAAGAAAAAAAUCAGCCAACAAUAAUAAUACAUACGUAAACACUAUUUACAAAACUAUUUCCCUUCACCCAUUGCCCAUUUUUUUCCAUAAUUUCGAUAAAAGAAACAACAAAACCCAUUAA